Molecule: messenger RNA, 1000 nt
Organism: Trifolium pratense (red clover)
Lineage: Eukaryota; Viridiplantae; Streptophyta; Magnoliopsida; Fabales; Fabaceae
Exons: 3
Coding region: 66-767 (233 amino acids)
Molecular function (GO): protein binding
Source: RefSeq, a predicted model, not a curated record
GUAUGAAAAAUCUAUCUAUUGAAAUAAAAAUGAUCCCUUGAAUAUUUUGGUGACAAGUGAGAAGUAUGGUAGGUGCAUGCAGAGCAUCACCAGCACCACCCAUUUCUCAUCUUCCAUUGAGAAACCUCAAAACUUUCAGAAUUCAGAAUUGUUCUCAACAGAGCAAAGCAUCAUCACCACCACACAUCUCCAUAUCUCAACUUCCAAAUAGACGUUUGUUCCUUUUCUCUCUUCCUCUUUCUACCUUCCUUUUCCUUCCUCUUCCUGCAUUUUCUGAAGGUGACAGUGUUAUUUCCACUGAGUAUGACCCAGUAACUCGUUCUGAAAGAGAUGCAAGUGCUUUAAUAUCACAGAGAAUUUCUCUUGGAAUUGAGUUGUUAGAGAAAGGGAGGGAUUUGCAGGCUCAGGGUGACUUCAAUGGUGCUCUUCAAUACUUUUCUCAGGUGAUUGAAAGCUACAAAGACUUAGCAUUCUCAGAGUAUGCAAGGGUAGGGAGAGCACUAGCCCUAUAUGAAGUUGGUGACAGAGAAGAAGCAAUUGCAGAAAUGGAAGAUGUUUCAAUAUCACUAAAAGGGUAUCCCGAAGUACAUGCAGCUCUUGCAGCAGCCUUAUAUGCAGAUAAGCAUGCCGCAUUGCUUGCUGAAAACCAGUUUACAAUUGCAACACUUCUUGAUCCUCAUUUUACAGAUCUUUCAUAUGUUAGAGACACAAAGCACUGGCCUCCAAGUUUGAUUAGUUCUCUUCAGCAUUUCAUUACACUAUCUUAAGACCACACAUGAUAUUCAUACGUAUUGUUUAACCAAUACUUAGCAGUGCCAGCUAUAUAAAAACUUUCUCUCAGGUUUUGGACCUUGAUUACCACUUCAAAUAUAUACCACUGUUUAUUUUACAUUUUUUUCCUUUUCUACUUUAACUUUUGUGAUUCUGAAAUGUAAAUCAACUGUGAUAUAAGUUUUUUUGCUGUUGUCUUUGAUGUUGCAACGGAAGGUAUUUCUGAUAA